Molecule: messenger RNA, 1593 nt
Organism: Lytechinus variegatus (green sea urchin)
Lineage: Eukaryota; Metazoa; Echinodermata; Echinoidea; Temnopleuroida; Toxopneustidae
Product: tRNA N(3)-methylcytidine methyltransferase METTL2-like
Exons: 6
Coding region: 194-1531 (445 amino acids)
Molecular function (GO): tRNA (cytidine-N3)-methyltransferase activity
Source: RefSeq, a predicted model, not a curated record
UGUGCUCCCGGUGGCGAGGUUGUAACGAUCACGCGCGAUCUUCUGCAUGUACCUUUUUGACUGUAGAUUUUGUUCUGGCCACACAGCCUUUGAGAAAUAAAACGAGAGAGUUGAAAUAAUUAGUGUGAAGUGGCCUCACCAGAACACAAUCUCAUCCAAUCUGCAUAGAACGAGCAAGUGUUGGUUUGCACUCAUGCUUGUCUGGAAUUUCAUGAGGCAAAGAUUCACCCUAGGUCCAAGGUUGAUCAAGUAUCAUCUGAGGGAAUUUUCAUCAUCUGUCCCCCUGUAUCAAAUCAGGCGAAUUAAAAAGCUGCAUUCAACGGAAUUGCUCAAAAGAAGUUCCCAGUAUCAAGAGUCAAAUACAGGAAAGAAAAUGUCAGCUGAGGAGGGGACGCCAGUGGCGAAAGAUGAAGGAAAAGCUGACAAGCGACCACAAUUUGGGAACAGAUAUCUUGAAAAUCCUGACAAUGUUUUUCAGCAUAAUGCAUGGGACAAUGUGUCUUGGGAUCCAGAGCAGCUUGAAGCAGCCAAGAAGAAAGUAGAUGAGAACUCUAGUCAGCCGGUUGACCAAGAGAAAAGAGAAUUGUAUGAAGCUGAAGCAGACAGAUACUGGAAUGAGUUCUACUCUCAACAUCAAAACAAGUUCUUCAAAGACAGGCACUGGCUCUUCACAGAGUUCCCAGAACUAUCUUCCGACAGUGUCCAAGUAUCUGGGAAAGAGACCAGCUCUAUAGGUGGUAUAUCUCAAGGAACUACUGAGGCUGUUCCUCAAGAUGGAAAGGCUCAGAGAACAGUGGAGUCAGAUCAACAAAACACCCUUCCCCUGAACACCUCAGAAGGAGCAAGAAAAGAGGAUUGUGGACAAAGUUCUGCAUCAUCAAGAACCUGUCCUGGUGAAGCAAAGGCUGAUGAAUCCCUUGAUGAUAAUGUUGACUUCCCAGGAAAGUCUGCCUCUAAAAGGAUUCUCGAAGUCGGCUGUGGAGUUGGUAACACCAUCUUCCCAAUCCUGCAGACAAACGCGGACCCCAGUUUAUUUGUCUAUGGUUGCGACUUCUCUUCUGUGGCCGUCGAUAUUGUCCGCCAGCACGCAGAGUACAACUCAUCCCGGUGCCAUGCCUUUGUUUGCGACAUCAGUGAUCCUGCAUCCAAGUUUCCAUUCCCUGAUAAUAGCCUAGACCUCAUCGUCCUGAUCUUUGUGAUGUCUGCUAUCAACCCUGAGAGAUUCCUAUCAACGAUCCAAACCCUCACUAGACUCCUCAAGCCUGGUGGUCGGAUUCUCUUCAGAGACUACGGUCGCUACGACAUGGCUCAGCUACGCUUCAAGAAGGGCAGGUGCCUGUCUGACAACUUUUACGUGCGUGGGGACGGGACACGGGUCUACUUCUUCACACAGGAUGAACUGCAGGAAUUGUUCUCAUCGGCUGGUCUGAUAGAAGAACAGAAUAUAAUUGAUAGAAGGUUGCAAGUCAAUAGGGGAAGACAAUUAACAAUGUAUCGUGUUUGGAUCCAGUGCAAAUAUAGAAAACCAUGACACGAUUUCUUUAUUACUGAGGAUGUUACAUGUGUCUUCUCCUCCUUGUUGCUUACAGUAGA